GAAACGCUCUUGAAUUGGGAGAUUGAAUUGGAUACGAUGGCGAGUAUACAGGCGAUUCGGAAUAAUUGCAGGAAGGUUAUGUGCAUCGGCCGUAACUAUGCCGACCACAUUAAAGAGCUCUCAAGCGCCACACCCCGCCAACCCUUCUUCUUCCUCAAGCCCCCGUCUUCCAUCCUUCUUCCCGGCGCUGGCCCCGUCCUUCGUCCUCGCGGUGUAACGAUGCACUACGAAGUCGAGCUUGGCCUGAUCAUGGGCAAGACAGUACGUGAUUUACAUCCUGAAGACACGAAAGGAGCCAUGGACGCUAUUGAAGGCUACCUCCUCGCCAUCGACAUGACCGCCCGAAACGUGCAAGACGAAGCGAAGAAAAAAGGUCUUCCCUGGUCCAUCGCCAAGGGCUUCGACACAUUCAUGCCCAUCAGUAACCUCAUUGCCAAGUCUCGCAUUCCGGACCCUCAGAACGCUCACAUCUGGCUGUCGGUAAACGGCGAGAUGAAGCAGUCUGACAACACAGAGCUCAUGCUAUUCCGGAUUCCUCGGCAGCUGAGCGACAUCAGCAGGGUGAUGACGCUGGAGAAGGGUGAUAUUAUUUUGACGGGUACGCCAAAGGGUGUUGGGCCAGUCAAGACGGGGGAUAUCAUGCGUGCAGGCAUGAAGGUGAAUGGAAAGGAUAUUGAAGAAGCGAAUAUGGAGGUCCCAGUUGAGGAUCGUGAUGGGUUGUAUGAGUUCAAAGAGACAUGAAGUAGCGACAAGAAAGGCGUAUAUCAACCCUCGUACAUAA
This is a messenger RNA of Parastagonospora nodorum SN15, 781 nucleotides long. RefSeq lists its product as hypothetical. Bases 37 to 741 code for a protein of 234 amino acids. The transcript has 4 exons. Gene Ontology annotation, cellular component: mitochondrion. Gene Ontology annotation, molecular function: acetylpyruvate hydrolase activity. The record is from RefSeq and is a predicted model, not a curated record. Lineage: Eukaryota; Fungi; Ascomycota; Dothideomycetes; Pleosporales; Phaeosphaeriaceae.